UGUAAAUAAGCACUUGCCUCUAGAGAAGUCACCGCCGCCGAUACCAACCCUCAGGCAGCUCGUCUUCCGCCGCAUAAAAAGGCCAAAGCAGCCGUUCAAAUCAAUUACAGGAAAUUAGCCCUCAAGCAAUUACUUGAACUGGGACAUAAUGGACGACACUAAAUCCCUGAAUCAAUUCAUUGAGGUUGAGAUUGAAGCUGAAAAACUCUUAUUGGGACGCCAUGAGUUGGUCGAUAUUGAUAGAAUGAGGAAUGGGAACAGGGAGGCUUUAACAGCACUAAGGAAGAGAGCUAAAACUACAAAAACCAGUGUUCCUUCACCUUUCGAAGCUCUAAUGAAGGAUAUUGAACCAAGGCCAUUGGUGAAUGAGGUUUGUGCAACAUGUGGUCAUCAUAAUGCUAGGGAGAGCACAUUGCUUAUGUUCCCUGGAACUGACACCUUUGCAACUAUACCGUUUCAUGCUGCUCAUACCAUUUUGGAAGAAGAUCAAGCACGCCUUGAUUUUGAUUCCAAAAAGCUCCAGAGCUUCGUGAAAGAACAAUCUCUAAUUCUUUCAGAAAAAGGUGCCCUUUCUGACAAGAUCGGUCCUGGAGUGCUAAAAUCUCUGGUGGCCUUAACUGACAAACCAAAGAUUGAGGAGGAUGAUUGACAACCUGAUGCAGUUGUUAUGGAUGGGAAGUGAGUUAUUUUUCAUAUGGUGUAAAAUAUUGCACGAAGAUGGCCAAACACAUGCUAGAGCGCGAAAGACAGUGACUAGAGAAGCUUCCCGUUGAGUAUGAGAGGCUACUAACAACUAACAAGUCACUUUUCUUGAAUCAAGCCCAAAAUUGUCGCUUAAAGGAGAGGUGCUAGUGUUCUACUAUUAAUUAUGUUAGAAGGUCAUUCGUGGCCAAACUAUAUGAUGGAUAACUGUGAAGUGUUGUGUCAUAUACCUUACUACUGCUGGAGCGGUUACACCGACGCACCUCUUUGAAUGGACAUGUUACGAUAAAGGUUUCAUAGGGAAAAAGUAAGCACAUGAUUUCGAAGAAAAGGAGGAGCAGGCAUGCUUCUGAGACCCAAGAAAGUUUGGUUUGUGCAGUUACAUUUGUAUUAUGUUUUUGAAACAUAAACAUCGCCUAGUGCUGAUAACAACGUUAGAAUUUCAUCGUCAAGCCGCUCCUUGGCUCUAUUAUGUCCAUUCAAUGAAUGCCUUUGGAUUUCUAGCUUCAUAGAUAGGAAAGUUUGUGAACCGGUUUUGAGUGGAAGUCUAUAAUUUUGUCUGACGAAAA
Messenger RNA from Salvia splendens (bonfire salvia), 1271 nucleotides. RefSeq names its product P53/DNA damage-regulated protein. Lineage: Eukaryota; Viridiplantae; Streptophyta; Magnoliopsida; Lamiales; Lamiaceae. The coding region runs from base 149 to 649 and encodes 166 amino acids. The record is from RefSeq and is a predicted model, not a curated record. The transcript has 6 exons.